AUGAGCCGCGACCUCUUCUUAUUCUUACUGCAAAUGUUUACCACUUCGCAGCAGGUGAUCAGAUCUUUAAUUACUUUCUUUCUUUCUUUUAUUCUUUCAUUCUUUCUUUCAUUUCACUCUUUCUUUCACUCUUUCUUUCAUUCAUUCUUUCUUUCUUUCUCUCAUUCUGUCUUUUUUUCUUUCUUUCAUUCUUUACUUCUUUCUUUCAUCUUUCUUUAUUUCUUCCUUUUAUUCUUUCUUUCUUCAUUUCUUUCAUUCUUCCUUUCAUUCUUUCUUUUUUUAUUACACAAUUCCUUUUUUACUCUUUCCUUUACUUACUUCUGUUCUUUUCUUUCUUUCUUUCUUUCUUUCUUAUUUUAUUCUUUUCUUUAUUUUUCCAUUCUUUCCUCUUUUUUUUCUUCUUUUCUUGUUUAUUUUUAUUUCCUUUCUUUAUCCCUUCAGUUUCUUUUUUCUUUCCUUAUUUAUUACGUUUCCUUAUUCUAUCCAUUUCCUAUUUUCUUCUUUUUUUCUUUUUCAUUUAUUUCCUUAUUUCUUUUCUUUCUUUAUUUCUUCCUUUUUCUUUUCUCUUUCUUUUUUCUUUCUUUCCUUAUUUUUCCUUUUUAUAAUUUACUCUUUCUUUCUUUCCGUAUUUCUUCUGUUUUCUUUCUUUCCUUCUCAUUUCUUUCCUUUAUUUCCUUCCUUCUUUCUUUUGUUUUCUUUAUUUCUUUCCAUUCCUCACAACUCUUCUUCUUCCUCUCCUUCUUCCUCGCCUUUUCCUUAUUUCUCCCUCUUAAAUCAAAAUACAAAUCAAUUACUGUUGUGUGUAGAACGUUUCACAAUUCUCUUGUAUUCUUCCACUUCUCUUUCUUUCUAUUCCUCCUCCCUUUAACUCACUCAUUCUUUCUAUUUAUCGAUAAAUUUAUCUUUUCUUUUUUCAUUCUUUCCUUUAUCUAUUCUUUUUCUUUUUUUCUUUCCUUAUUUCUUUUCAUUAUUAUAUCCAUUUCUUAUUUUCUUUUUUUUUUCUCUUUCCUUUAUUACCUUAUUUCUCUCUUUUUCUUAUUCAUUUCUUUCCUUUCUUUAUUUCUUAUAUUUUCCCUUCCCUUUGCUUCUUUUUCUUGCCUCUUUCUCUUUUUCCCUUUCUUUUUUUCUUUUUCUUUUUUUCGUUUCUUCUUGUAUUUCUUCCCUUUUCUUUCUUCUUUCACUUUUUUAAUUCUUUCAUUUUCUCAUUCCUUUCCAACUAUUUUCUCUUUAUUUUCUUUCUUUCUUUCUUUCGUCAUAAAUCUCCUUUCCUUCUUCUUCCCCAUUUCCUUAUUUUUCCUUUCCUUAUUUCUUUGUCUCCUUCCUUCCCUUAUUUGUUCCCUUUUCUUCCCUCUUUCCUUUUCUCAUUUCUCUAUUUAUCUUCAAUGGUUGAUCGGAAUAUCUUUAACUUUUUCUAUCUAUCUAUCUAUCUAUCUAUCUAUCUAUCUAUCUAUCUCAGUGUAUUCUUAUCUAUCUAUCUAUCUCAAUAUAUUCAUAUCUAUCUAUCUUUUGUGA
Molecule: messenger RNA, 1512 nt
Organism: Acanthosepion pharaonis
Lineage: Eukaryota; Metazoa; Mollusca; Cephalopoda; Sepiida; Sepiidae
Source: the annotation of a GenBank genome assembly